Cyprinodon variegatus (sheepshead minnow) is the source of this 1847-nucleotide messenger RNA. RefSeq names its product protocadherin gamma-A11-like. The transcript has a single exon. The record is from RefSeq and is a predicted model, not a curated record. Lineage: Eukaryota; Metazoa; Chordata; Actinopteri; Cyprinodontiformes; Cyprinodontidae. The annotation marks the transcript as partial. Gene Ontology annotation, molecular function: calcium ion binding. Gene Ontology annotation, biological process: homophilic cell-cell adhesion. Gene Ontology annotation, cellular component: plasma membrane.
CAAAUUCGGAAGAAGGCAACAGACUACAUCAUUAAACGACCUUGGAAAUAAGAAUCCAAUUUACCUCUUGAUAUUCAGAUAUAUUUGUGUAUAUUUUUAGCUUAAUUUUUUCACUGUCUAAGGAAUAUUUUUGCAUCUGUCAUACUAUGUUGCGUGGAAUUCCACUCUACACUGGAUUACCAAAAUGGCGUUUUUGCUUCGCAGAGAAUUUGCUGCAUCUUUUUUUCCUUUGUUGCAUCUGCCAUUGUGUUACUGGACAUAUCAGAUAUUCGAUCCCGGAAGAGAUGAAAAAAGGCUCACUGAUCGGUAAUGUGGCACAGGACCUUGGUUUGGAUUUAAAAAGACUCCGCUCUGGUCAGGCCCGUCUCGUAAGCGGUGAGAGCGUCCAGUACACCGAGCUGAAGGUAGACAAAGGGGUUUUACUGGUGAAAGAGAGAAUCGACCGGGAGCAGCUUUGUGGCGAAACAACACCGUGUAGUUUUAGUUUUGAAAUGAUUUUAGAAAACCCUACAGAAUUGCAUCAGAUAACAGUUGAGAUUACAGAUAUAAACGAUCAUUCCCCGACGUUUAAAAAAGGCAACAUGAAUUUUGAAAUUAGUGAAUCCGCCUUAAACGGCGCUCGUUUUCCAUUAGCGACUGCAGAAGACCUAGACGUUGGUGUAAAUGGAAUGAGAGAGUAUUUGUUAAGUGAAAAUGAUAAUUUUAUCCUCAAGCAACAUUCGAACGCAGAUGGGAAGAAAUACGCAGAGAUGAUACUUCAAAAGCCUUUAGAUAGAGAGACAAACCCAAGUUUGUCUCUCAAACUGAUGGCUGUGGACGGGGGAAAUCCCCCGAGAUCUGGAAGCAUAAAUAUUGAUGUUGUUGUUCUGGACGCUAACGAUAACGCACCUAUAUUUAAUCAGUCGUUGUACAAAGCUUCGAUUACGGAAAAUUCCAUCAAAAACACUUACGUUACCACAGUUAAUGCUAGUGACGCAGAUUUUGGAUCAAACGGUGCUGUGACGUAUUAUAUUUCUGAUCUUAGUAGCGCACUUGGAGAUUUAUUUAGGGUUGAUGAACAAAGUGGAGUCAUUUUAACAGCAGGGCCUAUCGAUUUCGAAAAAGAUAAAAAGUUUGAGCUUCAGAUCCAUGCAAAGGAUCAAGGAGGUCUAACGGAUUCCAGCAGGGUGAUAAUUGAAAUAGUAGAUAUAAAUGACAACUCCCCUGCCAUAAGCGUGAUGUCAUUCACCAGUCCUGUGUCAGAGGACUCUCCUCCGGGAACAACAAUUGGUCUUAUCAGUAUAAAAGACCAGGAUUCCGGUGAUAACGGACAGGUGAGCUGUAAAAUUGAAGGAAAUGCUCCUUUCAAGAUCAAAUCGAAUCUAAAAAAUUAUUAUACUUUGAUAACAGAUUCUGUAUUAGACCGUGAAAGUAUUUCAGAAUAUAAAUUUACUGUUGUUGCCACAGACAAAGGAAAUCCUCCGCUUUCCACGAAAAGAAUAUUUAACUUGCAAGUGUCUGACGUAAAUGACAACCCCCCCGUUUUUUCUAAGAGAGUUUACAGCGCAUUUAUUGCAGAAAACAAUUCCCCGGGCGUGUCUGUCCUAACACUGACAGCCAAAGACCCCGAUGAGAACCAGAACGCUCGCAUUUCUUACGUGUUAGAAGGUAAAAAUAUUGCUGGAUCCUCAGUUUCUGAAUAUGUUUCUGUGAAUGUAGAAACAGGAGUUGUUCAAGCAAUGCGCUCAUUUGAUUAUGAACUAAUUAAGGAACUGGAUUUCUGUGUCAAAGCGCAGGAUGGAGGUUCUCCUCCACUAAGCACCAACGUAACUGUUAAAUUACUUAUUCAAGACCAGAACGAUAACCCU